Molecule: messenger RNA, 2918 nt
Organism: Patiria miniata (bat star)
Lineage: Eukaryota; Metazoa; Echinodermata; Asteroidea; Valvatida; Asterinidae
Exons: 2
Coding region: 701-2206 (501 amino acids)
Source: RefSeq, a predicted model, not a curated record
AAAGUUCGCCGUUGCACACUUUUCACUCUCCUGCGGAUCACAGAACGGGUUUAGGCGCCCAUGUGCAGCGAAUGUCAGUCGGUCAAGGAGUUCGCGGAAACGCUUAAAAAGAAGCAACAUUAAUGUCCUUCAACUGACGUGUGACACUUUAUGCGAAGCAAGCAACGACUUCCCUUCAUCUCUGUGUGGUGUGCCUAAGCGUGCCAAGACUUCUCCCUGAUCCAAUACCAUCAUUUCAGAGAAUCAAGACCGUUUUCAACAUCUAAAGGACCGCACUACGAUAUCUCGGCUAGCGGUCACUUGAACUGGCGGUGAAUUGAACUAACUGAGAGAUAAGUCCGUUGUUAAUUAAACACUCCACACUAAUCGUUGUUGUUUGUUUUCGCCACCCAUCUUACGCCCGCCCACAAUCAACGAGGUUUUAGUUGAUGCUGGUAGUUACGAAUGAUAAUAGUUGGAUAUCUACAAGGUUGCUAGUAGCCGUAAAACGCCGCCAUGAACAAUUGCUCUCACAUGGAUGUGAAAAGUACAAUUUGAGGAUACUGACAUCAUCAGAUUAUGCAGCAGCAUUAUCAAUGAGAUACAAAACUUCACUUAACGGAUAAGCAGUGAGUCAGAUCAACCAAGGAUACUUGUACAAAAGUUGUAUUCGUCUAUACAAGCUGUUUUCCUUUGACUUGUUAAACAGAAGGUCGUCGCCAUGACUGGCGGACCGGGCAGCACCGAGCGCCACUACCGUCGGCUGCUGGACAAGCUCAAAGCCCGCUCCAGCCGCAUCUUUGUCAAGGCCCAGAUGCAGAACCGCACGCAGGAGCAGAGAUUGAAGAAAGUGGUCAACGUCCUGGAGAAGGACCGGGACCUCUGCAUCCGCAAGUCUCAUGAGGGGAUCUGGCGAGUGUCGUCUAAGGAGUGCCCCAUGCCGCGGCUGGCCAAGCCCGAGGGGAUGCCAUCGUACCUGGCCCGUCCCCGCGCCACGACUCUCCCCACCCCGGCUGAACUAGCCACCCUGCUUCCUAAGAAGAGAGUCAGGGGACAACAGCGCUAUGCGUCUCACGCUGAAUCGGUGGCCACCAGCAAACCGCCUCCCAGAGAAUACAACAAGAUGUCCAAGAGAAGACUGUCCUCGAUGAGAUCAGAUCAGCUCCAGAUAUAUCACUAUCGGAAGGUACUGGAGGACUUUGAGGAGGCAGCGGAGGUUUUCCCAGAAGGCGAUGGGGCAGACGAGCAUGCGACUGCCGCGGGUGGCACCGGAGAGAAGAUGGAGACACCGACGCAGGGAGACAGGACUGAUGGGAAGUGGGCAACGCCGGUGACUAGGACAAAGAGCGUUAUCAGCGAGGCAAGCAAAGCCCUGGCAGACAAUGAGAGCACGGCAGCGGCUGAGGAAUCAGUGAGAAUGGUCAUGAAGAAGCUCGGCAUGCGUCCUCAGUCCAGCCCGAUGUCUUACUCCCGAAGACCGCGGCCAAAGAAAAGACGCCCUCAGACGAGUGUCGGUACCUGCGCCACCAUUGCCGAGCAACAACUGGACUCCAAUAGCAAGGUGCUGCGAACCAAUUACCUGGACAUGUACAAAGUGCAGCUGAAGAACCACGUCCGUCGCAUGACUUCAAAAGGUGAAAUGCCAGCGCCGUCUAUACGCAUUGAUGACAUGUCGCCACACCACGGCCACUGUGAUGAGCAACCCAAGUCGGGUCUUGACAUGAGCGUCCUCUCGCGGGCGUCCACUCCCACCAAGGCCCCUUCGCUGGCCCACAGUAAGUUCUCCUCGCCAGCCUUUUCGCCCGAGUCACGUGGGAUCAGUAACAAUCCCGGUGCCAAGAAAGAAAGGCAGUCCACCCUCAUGCAACAGACUGCCUCGUCCACAUCACGCUCAACACCGAGACGUCAACUGCGCAGGGUCAGCACGCAGAUCAUGCAUGCCACCACCUUCGACACGCUACAAGAUGAGGUGCAGAAAAUGCAAAGCUACCGCAAUUUCCGGCGGGAGUCUCUGCAGACGGACGAUGUCGCCAACCUUCAGGACUUGGAGGACGGAAAACUGUUUGAAGAGAUGAAACACUGUCGGUACAUCAGGUGGGCCAAAGCAGACGAAGCUUUAAUCGAGGAAUCCAGUGAGAACGAACCCUUACAACACCAACUUGCGCUUCUGACCCUAAAGUACGCCCCUCAGGUCCAAUCAAAGAAAAGUCGGAACGAAAACACAUGACCAGACGAUUUAUACUUCACACAGUUAAUUAAUUGGCAGUGUUUUAAUUGGAUUAAAAUUUAUUGGAUUAAACAUCAAAUGUUUAAUAUUAAAAGAACACUUCUAGUCUUCUACUAUGUUAUGAAUUUAGUUAGACACGUUUUUUGUUUAAAUAUCCAUAUCUAGCCGAGGUAUGUUCCUUUGCUCAGACAAUCUACAUGUACACAAAAUAUCUUUCGAUUAUUAAAAUCAAAUAACAAUAUAAAUGAAAGCAAUAUGUAUUUUGUUUUGCAAACAACUAUAAAGCCUUUUUAUUCGAACUUAUUUCAGCAGAAAAUGUACACACAUCUUACAAAAUAAACAAUUCAACGUACCGGUAUGUAGUUUGUGUGGAUAGAAAAAUUCGUUCAAAUACUUUUGACUUACAGUCGUUAAAGGUUGCACAUGUGCAUGUUUCAAACUGUACAAUCUGAUCUGCAAAUUAUUCAAGUGUCAAGAAAAUCAUUUAGUUCAAAAUACUCAAUCCGCAAAAUACCCUUUAAUCCUUGACUUGCAUUGACUUAUUGGAUUAAACUUUCAGUAGUUCCAAUAAGAUUUCAAAGGUUAUAACAAAUAUGGGUAAACUUUUUCUGAGGUGCAGGUCUUACUGCACGUAUUGUUUUAAUGAUUGUGCACUUUCAUCUGGAAUGUGCCAUUUUAGAAUCCAAAGACACGUUGUCCACUAGACAUGCUA